AUGCAGCGCGCUCUCUCCUCCCGGACUUCGGUCCUCUCGGCCGCGUCCAAGCGUGCUCCUUUCGCCCGUUCUCCCUUGAACCUCCAGCAGCAGCGAUUCGCCCACAAGGAGAUCAAGUUUGGUGUUGAGGCCCGCGCCAGUAUCCUCAAGGGUGUCGACACUCUUGCCAAGGCUGUCACUUCCACUCUUGGCCCCAAGGGUCGCAAUGUUCUGAUUGAGUCUCCCUAUGGCUCCCCCAAGAUCACCAAGGAUGGUGUUACUGUUGCCAAGGCCAUCACUCUCCAGGACAAGUUCGAGAACCUCGGCGCCCGCCUCCUCCAGGAUGUCUCUUCCAAGACCAACGAGCUCGCCGGUGACGGUACCACUACUGCCACCGUCCUCGGCCGCGCUAUUUUCUCAGAGACCGUGAAGAACGUGGCUGCUGGCUGCAACCCCAUGGAUCUCCGCCGUGGUAUCCAGGCUGCCGUCGAUGCCGUUGUCGACUACCUCCAGGCUAACAAGCGCGACAUCACCACCGGCGAGGAGAUUGCCCAGGUCGCCACUAUCUCCGCCAACGGUGACACCCACGUCGGCAAGCUCAUCUCUAACGCCAUGGAGCGUGUUGGCAAGGAGGGUGUUAUCACCGUCAAGGAGGGCAAGACUCUGGAGGACGAGCUCGAGGUCACCGAGGGUAUGCGCUUCGACCGUGGUUACACUUCUCCCUACUUCAUCACCGACCCCAAGUCCCAGAAGGUCGAGUUUGAGAAGCCCCUGAUCCUCCUGUCCGAGAAGAAGAUCUCCGCUGUUCAGGACAUUCUCCCCGCCCUGGAGGCCUCCACCACCCUCCGCCGCCCCUUGGUCAUUAUUGCCGAGGACAUUGAGGGUGAGGCUCUCGCUGUCUGCAUUCUGAACAAGCUCCGCGGCCAGCUCCAGGUCGCUGCCGUCAAGGCUCCCGGAUUCGGUGACAACCGCAAGAGCAUCCUGGGUGAUCUCGCUGUGCUCACCAACGGCACCGUUUUCACUGACGAGCUUGACGUCAAGCUCGAGAAGCUCACCCCCGACAUGCUUGGUUCUACCGGUGCCAUCACCAUCACCAAGGAGGACACCAUCAUCCUGAACGGUGAGGGCAGCAAGGACAACAUCUCCCAGCGCUGCGAGCAGAUCCGCGGUGUCAUGGCCGACCCCUCUACUUCCGAGUACGAGAAGGAGAAGCUCCAGGAGCGUCUGGCCAAGCUCUCCGGCGGAGUUGCCGUCAUCAAGGUUGGCGGUGCCUCCGAGGUUGAGGUUGGUGAGAAGAAGGACCGUGUCGUCGAUGCUCUGAACGCCACCCGCGCCGCCGUUGAGGAGGGUAUCCUGCCCGGUGGUGGUACUGCUCUGCUGAAGGCCUCCGCCAACGGCCUCGAGAACGUCAAGCCCGCCAACUUUGACCAGCAGCUCGGUGUCAGCAUCAUCAAGAGCGCUAUUACCCGCCCCGCCCGUACCAUCGUUGAGAACGCCGGUCUGGAGGGCAGCGUGAUUGUCGGCAAGCUCACCGACGAGUUCGCCAAGGACUUCAACCGCGGCUUCGACUCCUCCAAGGGAGAGUACACCGACAUGAUCGCCAGCGGUAUUGUCGACCCCCUGAAGGUUGUCCGCACUGCCCUUGUGGACGCCAGCGGUGUUGCUUCCCUGCUCGGUACCACUGAGGUUGCCAUUGUUGAGGCUCCUGAGGAGAAGGGUCCUGCCGCCCCUGGCGGUGGCAUGGGCGGUAUGGGUGGUAUGGGUGGCAUGGGCGGCGGCAUGUUCUAG
Penicillium oxalicum is the source of this 1767-nucleotide messenger RNA. RefSeq names its product chaperone ATPase HSP60 (gene hsp60). The coding region runs from base 1 to 1767 and encodes 588 amino acids. Gene Ontology annotation, biological process: mitochondrial unfolded protein response; protein refolding; apoptotic mitochondrial changes. Gene Ontology annotation, molecular function: ATP-dependent protein folding chaperone; protein-folding chaperone binding; ATP binding. Lineage: Eukaryota; Fungi; Ascomycota; Eurotiomycetes; Eurotiales; Aspergillaceae. The record is from RefSeq and is a predicted model, not a curated record. Gene Ontology annotation, cellular component: mitochondrial inner membrane; mitochondrial matrix. The transcript has 3 exons.